AUGAGCUCAUCAGGAAAUGACUUCUUCAGCAAUGUGCGUUCAAAGUGGCGACAAUCACGGUCGAGCUUCCGCUUAUCCGCAACAUCUUCCACAACCAAUUUGACAACCUCUAGACCUGAUCUCGAGCUUUGGGAAGGCAUUCCGGUAGAGUACCACCCGGUGGAAAGAGCCGCUUCACGGCCGCCAUCCGGCCACUACGGAACCUAUCGGCCGCUGCCAGGACCACCUCCUCGACCAAGGACAACAUCGCCCGCUUCGAAAUUUCGACCAAUACUGAGAAUUGAUACUGGGAACGAGCCAUAUAUCAAGCGAAAAGAGUACCGGCGACGUUCGGACCAGUACUUCUCUGCAGCUGUACAAGAACAAAAUAGCCAGCUACACUACCAUGAUCAACAGGUACAAGAUCGCCGCAGAAGCUUGAGUGUGGAAAUAGCUGCUGCUCUGCCGCCGGAACACCUCGACCCUCCUCCGCCGUACUCUCCCCAUCUAGGGCCUUCUAGGCAGUAUAGCCAUAAUCAAAUAAGACCGCACUCGUACCACGCAGAUCAAGAGUUUCCAGUCCUGCGUCCCUACGAUCCUCAGGACUACGUGUCGACCACCUCAUUAUCCCACAGCACGCACCACCCUAGUGAUGUCCGCCGAGCGAGCAUGGAAAUUCCAACGAUAGAAGCUCAAGAGCCGACCCCUGUAUCGCCGAUGAACAGUCUAGACCAGCAGUAUCUAGAACUCAGAUCGCGCGGUCCCAGCGUCACCAUCGACAGCCUGCUCGCACAUCCAAUGCUGCAACGGUAA
This is a messenger RNA of Exophiala spinifera, 792 nucleotides long. RefSeq lists its product as uncharacterized. The record is from RefSeq and is a predicted model, not a curated record. The transcript has a single exon. The coding region runs from base 1 to 792 and encodes 263 amino acids. NCBI's taxonomy places the organism in Eukaryota, Fungi, Ascomycota, Eurotiomycetes, Chaetothyriales, Herpotrichiellaceae.